This is a messenger RNA of Hymenoscyphus albidus, 2087 nucleotides long. NCBI's taxonomy places the organism in Eukaryota, Fungi, Ascomycota, Leotiomycetes, Helotiales, Helotiaceae. The record is from the annotation of a GenBank genome assembly.
AUGGAUUUACAAGUCAUCGGUGUCGCAGGUGCAGCCUUAGGAGGUGCUUCGCAUUUGGGAUACUUCAUCGACGGAGAGCAUCACAAAAACGCACCUCACUACGUUACCGCAGCUUUGACUGUCCCAGCCUUUAUUUUCCUCGGUUUCGUUCGAACCUUAGGUCAAAAUGCCUUUGUUGAAGCAGCAAGAGCCACGUCAGUGGCGGUCAUCUCAUACGCCGGUGCUCUAUGUUUGAGCAUGGCCAUCUACCGAACCUUCUUCCACCGCCUUAGAAACUUCCCUGGUCCGUUAGCCUUGAAGGUCACAAAGUUCGCUCACCUCUAUAAUAUCAUGAAGGCGGAGCAUGCGCCAAGGGAUUUCGAAUUUCGUGAUAAGCUUCAUAGCGAGUUUGGCGAGUUUGUCAGGUACUGUUUUCUCUCCUGGUUUAUACGUGUGUGACGUCCAAUAUCUAACACAAGAUACUAGAAUUGGUCCUAAUGAGUUAUCGAUCUCCGCACCCGAGGCUCUCGUGAAGAUUCUAGGACCUGGAUCAAAAUGUACAAAGGGAGAGUACUACGAUGAUAUCGCAGUUGGCUCAAAUUCUCUCCAUUACGAGAGAAGCAAAGAGCUUCAUGGUAUUAGAAGAAAGGUGUGGGAUCGUGCAUUUAGCGCAAAAUGUACGUACCCCCAUAGAUGGCGCCAGACCUUGAAUCGUAACCUUUUUUUAGCUUUACGCGGAUAUGAAGGAAGAAUGCUCAAAUAUGCCGAUCAACUUAUUGAACAAUUUCGAUCACAUAAAGGCAAGGCUAUCAAUGCCGCUGAUUGGUUCGCCUUCUACUCCUUCGAUAUUAUGGGUGAUAUGGCGUUUGGUGCUCCCUAUGAUAUGCUUCUAGACGGGAAACCGGUAUGCAAUUCUAACGUUGUCUGAGAAGCGCUUGGCAGAGUCACUAACCUUUGUUAGAAUCCGAUGGCUACUAUUGUGCAACAAGGCUCAGUGAUUUUAGGGGUGAGACCUUUCACCUAUAUCGCCCAUUUGAAUUCAACUCUACUAACACUGAGAAUAGCCGAGUGGCCCAAUCCCCUGGAUACUGCCAAUUCUAAACAGCAUCCCGGGAGCAGCAAAAAGUAUCAAAGUAUGGGCCAGGUCCAAUAUCGCAAAGGUUGCGUUGAGAAGAACGGCAUGUAACCAAGAUCAAAGAGAAGCGAAUUGAAUCUAAUCCGUUGUAGUACGAGCCCGAGUCUCCAGAUUUGUUCACCUACCUACUCGAAGCGGAAAAGAUUGGCAGCCACCCUAUCCAUAAAGAUCCAAAGUUAGCUCUUGCACCGGAUCCAUUCAUUUUGAGGGGUACUAACAAGUUCUCAGAUGGUUGGUUGGGGAUUCUACACUCGUCAUCGGAGCCGGUACUGAUACCACAACAAUAACCUUUUCCUAUUUGUUCUAUUAUCUCGCCCGUUACCCAGAAGUCCAAGAGAAACUUUUCCAGGAGCUCAAGCAAUACUAUCACCCCGGAACCGAUGCAGAAUUCAGAGACCUUGCCAAUGCUCCAUAUCUGAAUGGAGUUAUCAUGGAAGUUCUCCGACUCAAUCCUCCUGUCCCAGGUGGAAUAUUACGCAAGACUCCAUCUGAAGGAAUCACCGUCGGAGAUACGUUCAUCCCCGGUGGGGUCACUGUUUCCGCGUGUUUAUGGACUAUUAGCAGAUGUAAGUUUAGCCUUCCAUUACACUUGAUUCCGAAUCUAGGGACUAAUGAAGAUAGUGGAAUCAUGCUACGAAAAACCCCUUGAAUUUGUGCCCGAACGAUGGGGCGAGAAACCCGAAAUGGUGCUGAAUAAAAAUGCCUUCGCAGCAUUCUCCUUAGGUUUGACUUCCUUUUCUUAAACAUACUCGACUCCACUAACACUAUCUCUCUAGGUCCUAUGGCCUGCGUAGGGAGACAAUUCGCAAUGAUGGAACUCCGAAAUUUAACAUCACGAAUUAUCUCGGAAUUCAGCGUCCAGUUUGCGCCCGGUGAGGAUGGAUCUGCAAUCAUGAACGAGUGGCACGAAAGUUUCACCAUGCAUGUUGAAAGUUUGAUGCUGCAAUUCAAGAGAAGAGAUGAGAACUUUUAA